AUGGCAUCAAAAACCUCGUUCAGAUCAGGGUUCUUUGACACCGUGACCGUGACAUCUGGCAAUACUGCAGCUACUGUGGCUGACGCAGGAGAUAGCAAUGGUACUGAGCAGGAGGAAGAGACCGAGCAGGAGGAAGAGACCGAGCAGGACGAGAAGGAGCAAACGGAAGGGGCGCAAGAGGAGGGGGCAGUGGUGACGGCAACCUGGACAGAGAACCCAUUGUUGGAAGUGCUAAGUUCGAUGGAGAAUGGAUGGAUGGCUGCUGGUGCAAAUCUGGCGGGACCUGGUAAUAGCAGAAUGAUGCGCUAUCCGAUGCAGCCCAGGCGGCCAUCGUGUAACUCUGCCUCGCAACCCUCGGCUCGAGCCUCGAACAGCAGAAAUGACCGUACAGGGCUAGCAGACCUUAUAAUCCUAGGACAUGCACUCAGGCUAGGACAUCACGGUGGAUGGUGUAGUGCACGUUUCUUCGGAUAA
Messenger RNA from Suillus fuscotomentosus, 474 nucleotides. RefSeq lists its product as uncharacterized. Bases 1 to 474 code for a protein of 157 amino acids. The record is from RefSeq and is a predicted model, not a curated record. NCBI's taxonomy places the organism in Eukaryota, Fungi, Basidiomycota, Agaricomycetes, Boletales, Suillaceae. The transcript is spliced from 5 exons.